AUGGCGUCCAACGCGGCCUUGUUGUGGCAGGAUGUGAAUUCAGAGGAGUCCUGGAAGCCGCUGAUUUAUCCGUUCAUCUUUUGGGCGUCCUCGUAUCUGUAUUGUCAGCUGCCACCAACACGAAGAAGAAGACAGGACAAGACGUUGGAAUGGCACGAAUGGCACGCACUGCACAACCUGCACAACGCGGGUGCGAUUCUUCUGGCUCUAGGAUCUCUUUUGCUGCACGACGACACGAUCUUGAACGAACGAUUCGGCAUUCUCUUUAGCUUGUCUUAUUUUCUGGUUGAUUUGGUCGAUACUACCACGCGUCUCGAUGGACCGUACAUUCUCCAUGCCGUCAUGGUGUUGGUAUUGGCGACCUUCAACUACACCACACCACUGCAUCGCCAAUUGCGCAUGAAUUCCAAGGCAGCGCUGCUCGAGACCAGUACUCCCUUUUUGUAUCAUGCCAAACAAACCCGGAAUCCAAUUCACUUUUGUCUGUUUGCCAUUGUGUUCACGCUCUGCCGCAUCAUUUGGCUGCCAAUCAUGAUGCUGCAAUUAAGAGACCAUGACUUGCCAUGGAACGAUAUACGACUCAUCAUCGUCAUGGCUUUCUACGCACUCAAUCUAUUCUGGUAUGCCAAAAUACUCAGAAUUAUCAUUACAGAAGGAAUCAACUUGAUCCAAGCACGCAAGACAAAGACACAGUGA
Molecule: messenger RNA, 696 nt
Organism: Seminavis robusta
Lineage: Eukaryota; Bacillariophyta; Bacillariophyceae; Naviculales; Naviculaceae
Source: the annotation of a GenBank genome assembly